Messenger RNA from Lathyrus oleraceus (garden pea), 1824 nucleotides. RefSeq names its product mRNA-decapping enzyme-like protein. Gene Ontology annotation, molecular function: mRNA binding; enzyme activator activity. The record is from RefSeq and is a predicted model, not a curated record. Gene Ontology annotation, biological process: positive regulation of catalytic activity; deadenylation-dependent decapping of nuclear-transcribed mRNA; deadenylation-independent decapping of nuclear-transcribed mRNA. The coding region runs from base 209 to 1255 and encodes 348 amino acids. The transcript has 7 exons. Gene Ontology annotation, cellular component: P-body. Lineage: Eukaryota; Viridiplantae; Streptophyta; Magnoliopsida; Fabales; Fabaceae.
ACGUCAAUGGGGCGAGCAUUUUCGGUCGAAGUAGAUUCAACUUUGAUUUCAGUCAUUCAUCAGUUGAAUCAAGUUAGGUUAUUGGUUCGCAGUGAGUGAGACUACUCAAUUCUUGAUUUCUUCUCGUAACAACCAAGUCAAGAUUCUUUUCUUCUUCUCUUCUUCUCGAGUCAAAUUCAUAUCAGCGAGGGUUUAGAACUGAAAUUCAAUGUCUCAGACGAAGAAAUUGACGCCGAAUCUCGAUCAGAGCAGCACCAAGUUGCUCAAUCUCACUGUUCUCCAACGAAUGGAUCCAUUCAUCGACGAGAUUCUCUUCACCGCCGCGCACGUCUCGUUCUACGAUUUCAACAUCGAAACCAGUCAGUGGAGUCGCAAAGAUGUUGAAGGAUCUCUGUUUGUCGUCAAGAGGAAUGCUCAACCGCAGUUUCAGUUUAUCGUUAUGAAUCGCAGAAAUACAGAAAAUCUAGUGGAGAAUCUAUUGGAUUUUGAGUAUGAACUUAAAAAUCCAUACUUGUUAUAUCGGAAUGCGUCGCAAGAAGUUAAUGGUAUAUGGUUUUAUAAUGCAGAAGAAUCUGAAGAAGUUGCAAAUCUCUUUAAUAGGAUUCUUACUGCACACCCAAAGGAGCCUUCAAAUACGACAGUGCCUUCUAACAAAAGUAGUGAGUUUCAGGAACAUGACCUAGUGUCACUCAUAACCAAAAGCCCUGUAGAGUCAUCUUCAGCUGCGGCUACUGCAACUGAUGCUGUUGGAGAUUCUGUAUUGAAAAAUUUCUUCAAUGCACCUAAGUUUGCUGGACCUUAUGCUUCUAAUGUAGAUAGUUUUCAGCAGCCCUACCAUUCUGCGAGUGUCAAUUCUACUGUUCCCGGUGUUUUUUUGCCUCCUGUACAUUCUCUUCAAAUGCCGUCUACUUCUUUUGAAAGAAUUAACAGUGGCAAUCCGGUUACGAAUCUUGUUAAACCUUCCAAUUUUCUUGCACCCAACCCUUUAUUACCAUUAAUUCCACCUGUUUCUUCACCUGUGCCACCUAGUGCGGCUGUUCAUCAUUCCCAGAAUCUGCCACACGAAUAUGGCACUCCACUGCUUCAACCCUUCCCACCACCUAGUCCUCCUUCUCUUACCCCUCUUUCUAUCUCCAUGCUAAAUAGACCGGUUAUCAGCAGGGAUAAAGUCCGUGAUGCACUUAUAUCACUGGUUCAGGAGGAUAAAUUCAUUGACAUGGUGUUUGAGACGUUACUGAAGACUCAUAAUUCAUGAGUAAUCGAACUUCAAAGGUUGGGUGAAAACAGCAUAUAAACUUAGUUCUGUAUAUGGUAGUUACUCUCCAACACAUCUGACUCAACCAUGGCAUCCUUUUGUGUAACUUUAGUUUAGACUUUUGUCUGUCUGGUACUUUGGUCACAACUUUGCAUAUCUGUAUUGGCCGCUUCCGCAGUACACUUCCAAAAUUAUAUAUGCACACUAUCCUUGCCAUUGAAUUUCUGUAUGUAUACGGGGACAGUAAUGGAAGAAAAGAAAGAUUAAAAUCUUAAAUAAUUUUAGUUUGAUCAAUUGGCUACUGUCCUUGCGCAUACACAAAUCUAAUGGUAAAAACAUUUCCAUGUAUUCUUACACUUCCAAACUCUAGUAUGUUGUAGAAAUAGCCAUAUUACUGUCAGUUUACUCCUAAAACUUCGUGGUACUUGUGCUCUUUUGCACAAAUGUGGAGGUUCUAUUGGUUGUUUCUGUAUGUCAACUCUUUGUUAUUGAGUAGUUGAGUUAUCGGCCACAUUGUGAAUACUCAAAUUUUGAUAGUAAUAUAAUGGAAUAGGUUGUGUUGAGAUAAA